Molecule: messenger RNA, 867 nt
Organism: Hevea brasiliensis (rubber tree)
Lineage: Eukaryota; Viridiplantae; Streptophyta; Magnoliopsida; Malpighiales; Euphorbiaceae
Exons: 3
Coding region: 1-867 (288 amino acids)
Molecular function (GO): nucleic acid binding; zinc ion binding
Source: RefSeq, a predicted model, not a curated record
AUGUAUGCACUGGCAGCAAGACCUAAAGGCAAUAAUGAUCGCCAAAUUGCACAAGCCGUUAUAGCUGGUUUUACCGGCCAAUUAAAAGGUUGGUGGGACUUUUCCUUAUCUGAUGAAGGAAAAAGACAAAUCAUUGAUUCUGUUAAAACAGAACAAACAACAGAAGGUCAAACUCAAGAACAGUUACUGAACUUGCGAUGUCCUGAUUUAUCUCAUUUCAAGUGGUAUAAAGAUACCUUCUUUUCCCUUAUUUUUGUUAGGGAAGAUAACCAUUUUGGUGAAUUAGCAUCAGAAGUAGUCACUGCAGGACUAACACUAUGCAAUGAAUUAAGACUUCAGCGCCAGUUACAAAAGGAAAGAAUCACGGGUAAAAGAUUACUCGGUGAUUUCUGUGAACAAUAUGGUUUACCUCCAGUAACUUUUCCUAAUAAAGGCAAAGUUAAAAAAUCUGGGAGAGAGAGUAAGAAAAGGUACAAAAAACACAGAACCUUUUACCCUCAGACAAGUAAAAGGAGUAAGAAACCUGUCAGAAGUAAACCAGUCACCUCUUCUAAAAAGAAGAAAGUAGUAAAAAGAGAAACUAAUGUAGUCUGUUACAAAUGCGGGAAAACUGGUCAUUACGCUAAUAAGUGUAAAGUUAAACAACAAAUCCAAGCUCUAGAAAUUAAUGAUAAUCUUAAAGAUUCAUUAAUUAAAAUCCUCUUAAAUGAGUCAGAAUCAGAAGAAGAUUUAGAAGUAAAUGUUCUAGAUUACACUUCAGAAGAAUCUUCUACUGAACCAGAGCCAGAGUCGUCUUGUGAUGGAAAAUGUGAUUAUUACAAAUCACUCUGUACCUUAAAUGGUUUAUGUGUCUUAACAAAAGAAUAA